This is a messenger RNA of Caenorhabditis sp. 36 PRJEB53466, 1077 nucleotides long. Lineage: Eukaryota; Metazoa; Nematoda; Chromadorea; Rhabditida; Rhabditidae. The record is from the annotation of a GenBank genome assembly.
AUGGCGAAACGUCGUUUCGGAAUGCAGGGAAAAGCCGCGUUCAACAUCGGAAAGAAAACAAGAAUGAACGAGCUGCGCCGGGCGAUAAAACGACGAGCGUCGGAAGACAACGACGACAAGGAAAACGACGGGCCCAGCCCGAACAAGCAAGUCGUGCCGGAGAUAGAACGAGGAGACGAGGCAGACGUGACAGUGCUGUCCGAAAACAGCGUGGAAUUUGUGGAGGCUAUCAACUUGGUGCCAGAAGCAGUCCGUGAAGAAACAGUGCCGGCCAGCGCAGUUCUCGUCGUCGACAACAACAGGAAUAUCGAAAAAAGCGUCACUCAGGAAAGAGGUGAGGAGUAAAACGGGAUCAAAAAAAGAAAAAAAAUUACAAAUGUCCAAGUUACAGAGGGUGCAAAAAUCAAGGGACAUGUUUUUGGAACCAACCCGACCGAAUGCGGAUCGGCUACGUGGGCCGAACAGAUUGUGCUCACCAAGAAGGCGGAUACGACGCUCCACGUCAUGUGCGACAUCAAAGAACAUCUGAACACGAUCACAAAGACGUUGAGAGAUCACAAUGAUCUGCUGCGCGUCCAACGCGAAGAAGAUAAGGCUAAAAGGGAGAUUUGGCGACACAUCGUGAAGGAAGAAGUCCGUGAGUGGAUAAGAAAAAUAGAAAAGCGCACAAUGGAGAAGAUCGACGCCGCCCAGAGCACAGCGGACCAUCACAAGGAAGACGACAACAACGCGGACAACAAAACGGAGCAGACAAUCGAGAAACCGGAGCCACCAAAGAAAGCGGACGGCAAAGGAAAAAGGGUGAGAGAGAGAGAACAGAAAAGAGAACAAAAAAGAAACUUACAGCACCGAUCGUGUCUAUUCUGCGGAGAUGACAAUCACGGAACCGAACUCUGCAACAAAUACGCCACUCCGGUCAUGCGAAUGGCGAGGAUGAGAGAACUCGGGAACUGCACAAUUUGCUCCAGACGACACAAGGACGAAUGCAAAUUUAGACAGCCGUUGGAGUGCCGCUGGUGCGACAAGAGACAUCUCAAUUUUCUGUGCCCCACGUACCUCGGUCUGACGACCAAGUAG